Molecule: messenger RNA, 1848 nt
Organism: Oncorhynchus tshawytscha (Chinook salmon)
Lineage: Eukaryota; Metazoa; Chordata; Actinopteri; Salmoniformes; Salmonidae
Product: zinc finger protein 436-like
Exons: 2
Coding region: 863-1459 (198 amino acids)
Biological process (GO): regulation of transcription by RNA polymerase II
Molecular function (GO): DNA-binding transcription factor activity; RNA polymerase II cis-regulatory region sequence-specific DNA binding
Source: RefSeq, a predicted model, not a curated record
UCAAAUUCUAUAUGGAGGAAUGGUCUAAUGUUCCUUCCAAUGUGUUCUCCAAUAUCAUAAAACACUUUGGCUCAGUGCCGUUAUUCUUGCAAGGUGAGUUACUGAAGGUAUUGAAAACAGGGGUGCCAAUAAUUUGGACUCCUAUCUUUUUUUAGAUAAAAAAUAACAAUUGUUGAAAAAAAUAUCUUAAUCUGAGCAAUUGUAGUAUUAUAAAAUAAAAUAAAUUCCCCAUUAUUAUGAGCAUACAACAUAAUUUUAGACCCCACUGAAAAUCUAAUAUCCGUGUUAUCAAUAAUUGUGGACCUGACUGUACAUCUAUGUAUUGUUACACCAUGUAGGACCUGUGUAGACCUAGUUUCUUACUGUGAUAUCUAUUUGUUUGACUAAAUAUGUUUGUUGGACUAUACUCCAGACGUGUAGUAGAUUGGUUUGUUUUAAAUUCUCACGUAUAGAAACAACGCAUGCUUCUGUAUGUACGUUGCCAUAAAAUAUUAUUAUUUAAUGAAAUAGAUGAAGAAUAUGCUUUUUGUCUGGAAUGAACGUUUUCCUAACUGCGCUAAGCUCUCUCGUCAGCAGUGCGUUUUCAAGCAAUGCUACAAGAGUGACGUACAAUCUAGUGGACGGGACGCUUCUCUAAUAACAAUAACAGCUAGCUAGCCAGCCAACCACCUACCUCGGUAGCUUUUUAUCCAACAUAGCGAAACAUUGGAGCGCUUUAGACAUUGUCGGUGUAUAUUAGUCAUUGUGUUUUAAACACACGUCUGUCGCAUCUACUAUUUCCAUAUUUACGUUCUUGUUAGUCAGGUAACUUAGCUGGCUGGUUAAAUUAGCAGUUGCACUAGGCUAGCUAACAUCCCAGACCAUGAGUUCACUAAGCUAUUCCCCCCCUGCUAAAGAAGACGGGGUCGUGAAAGAGGAGAACGAAGAAGAGGCUGUCACGGUUAAACAAGAAGUCGAGGAUGAGGCUGUUAGAGUGAAAGAAGAAGACGUUUCAAUGAAAGAAGAGGAAGAAGAGAAAGAGGAUACUGCUGUUUCAGUGAAGGAGGAGAUUACUGUCACAUUGGAGGAAGAGGAAGACGUUUUUGGAGUGAAGGAGGAGGGGGAGAUCACUGUCACAUUGGAGGAGGAAGAAGAGCAGAAUGGAUAUCUGAUUAACAGCAGAGAGAGACCAGACUCUCACUUUGACAGCGGGAAGAGUCGUUCAGGGGAAUCAGAGAUGGCAAAACAAUUAAGACCACACCACUGUUCCCAGUGCGGGAAAAGAUUCACCCGGUUAGGGAACCUGAAAGAACAUGAGAGGACACACACGGCAGAGAAGCCUUGUAACUGCUCUCAGUGUGGAAAGGAUUUUACCCAGUCAGGGAACAAGAAAGACCAUGAAAAAAAGAACACAUUCAGCAGAGAAGCCUUUCCAAUGCUCCCAGUGUGGAAUGAGAUUUACCGGAUUAAAAAACCUUAAACUUCAUCAAAGAACACACAGAAGAGAGAAGCCUUUCCAAUGCUCUCAGUGUGGAAAGAGAUUUACCGAGUUAGGGUGCCUGAAAAAACAUGAGAGGAUACACACAAGAGAAAAGCCCUACCCAUGCUCUCAGUGUGGCAAGAGUUUUACCCAGGUUGGGAGCAUGAAACGACAUGAGAGAGCACACACAGGAGAGAAGCCUUACCACUGAGAAUGUGUUUUUGUUCAUGCCACAUUGUACAGAAUGUAAUCAAAAAUACAAUUUGUUAAUUUUUUAUAUUUUAAAACAAAUUGAAUAUGUUGGUUUAAAAGCUACAAUGUGUAACUUUAUGGGUGACCAAAUUCACAUAGAAAUAUGAGUUAUGGAUCUUACAUUCUCGUCAAAAGCA